Molecule: messenger RNA, 9137 nt
Organism: Lymnaea stagnalis (great pond snail)
Lineage: Eukaryota; Metazoa; Mollusca; Gastropoda; Lymnaeidae
Source: the annotation of a GenBank genome assembly
UAUCUUUAUGUACACAAUGUGUAUUUAUAAAUUAGAUGUAGCCUACAUGCAUGUGUUUUUGGAUGAUUUUUUUUUUACACAACAGCGAUACCGCAAUUCGCUUGAUGAAACGAUCGACAUGCUUUAAAAAUGUACUUAAAUGUUUGCUAACAACACAAGGCAUAUGUGGAGUGCCACUUUUCCGGAGGCUAAAUAUUUUUCAGGUGGGGAUUAGCGAGUUUUUAUUUUCUCUCGCUCCGGAUUCGCCAGUUCAUUUAAUUCAAAUACGGAUUCUAUUCUGUUGUUUUUUUUGUUUUUUUUAAUCAACCUGUAAGAACGUGUGAAAGCCUUUUAAGUAUUAAGCGACAAGCGGGUUCACUAUAAAUAGAACGGGUUCUGCGACCAUUUGUUUGCAAGCAUGUCGCUUCUUGCGCGGACAACAAUAUUGCCAUUUCAUUUCAAUAUACCACAGUUUGAAGUAGGCACGUUUCUGUUGUAUAUAAUUUUCAAAAGCCAGCGAUCGGUCAUGGGGAUCGAGAUAACCGAGGUUAGAGACUAAGUGGCAAAUUUGGCGAUUUUGGGCUCGAGAUAUCAGUGGAAGUCACUGGUGACCUACUGAUCCUGAAGAGUUGUAUUGUCAUUGGGUUGGGGUGGGUAGGUAAGUAAGUGUUCAAAACAUUCAGCUUAAUUGAACAUCAGGACGUGGUUCACAAUUAGGUUGCAAGAUUUGACCCAGACAAACUAACAAACGGACAGUGCAACCUAAGAAAAGGCGUAUAAAAAAGAGGAGGCGAAAUAAACCAGUCAAGCCUCUUUUCAUUUACUAAAGUUUUACACGGGGGAUGGGGGAGUUUAAAAGUCUGCAAAAGUGAGAGACUGACAUCUUUUUAUAAAUAUGAUGAUGAAAAUGAAAGAAAAUAAAACUGACAUAAAUGUGAAAGUUUGAACAGACAAGCUAAAGAAACAUUGUCAGCCAUCUUCCACACUACAGCAAGUUAAAAUUAUGUGUGUCUAUGUCAAUGGCUCAUUACAACCUAGAUAAGCCCGUGGCAGAAGUAAUUGGUGUCAACUUAGUGACGGAGAUUUUUUUUUAUUUGAUGGGAACGAGUGACAAUCAAUAAUCAAUGCCUCUUCGGGCGGCGUAAGCUCCAGCGGAGGACAUGACAAUUGAUCAGGAUUCCUUCUCCCUACCCACCCCAAGCCCAUGGGCGCCCGCAGAAAACUUUCUGGGGGGGGGGGGGCAAAAAAAUUGAUUAACUUUCCAGGGGGGGCAAAACAUUUUUAGUAAUGUUUUAAUGUAGUUUUAAUUUACUGUAGCCGUAGCGUAUUUGUAUGGUGAACGAACGGACAGGACAUCAGCUUAGUUACUUCCUCUUUAUUUUCUCUUUACUUUAAUACAUUUUUUGUCUAAAAAAUUUUUAUCCAAUCAAUCCAGGGGGGGGCAAGUGCCCCCCUCCCCCCCCCUUGCGGGCGCCCAUGCCCAAGCCAAAAUAUGACAAUGUAAUGACUUAUUGUGUGUUUGUUGCUAUCAUUACACCAUAAAUACGGUAUUUUUAAUUUAAAGCAAUUUGUUCCGUGAUAUUCUUUUUAUAUUUACAUUUUACCUGGUUGGGUGCAAAAGUUUAAGUUUCUUGAAGAAGUGAAAGAAUCAGAAACAAUUUUUUAUAAUAUGGCUGGCGACUCUGAGGUAUUUAAAAAAAAAAAUUUAACAGCUUCUAUACUCUUAAAAUUUCCACCGUCUAAAAGUGUUAGUUGUUAGCCCUAUCAAGCGAAUAUGACAUAGGCUAUAAAAAAUAUUAGUAUUAUUAGCCUAGGCUUUAAGUUUAAAAAAAAAAAAUAUAUAUGUAAUUUAUAAAAUUAUAUUAAUAUUAUAUAUAUUUUAAUUUUAUUAUGAUAAUCAAAUCAAUUAAAUUAAAUUUUUAAAUGAUAAAUCAAAAUCAUUCAUUCAUUUUCAUUAUCAUCAGUGUAUCAGUAUCAGAGUAUCUAACUUUACCAAUCUAAGUAUCACUAUCACUAGUAUCAGUCAGUCUAGUCUAGGGUGACCAAAUCAUGAACUGGAAAAAACGGGACACUUUCAUGGAUUGGGGGGGGGGGGGGGGGGGGGGACCCUCCAGCUAAAGGGGGGGCGGGAAACUGAUAUUAAUUGAAAUAAGCUAUUCUCAUUUCCACUAUGAAAAUGAAAUUAUCACUAGUAUCAGUCAGUCUAGUCUAGGGUGACCAAAUCAUGAACUGGAAAAAACGGGACACUUUCAUGGAUUGGGGGGGAGGGGGGGGGGGGGUACCCCCCAGCUAAAGAGGGGUCUGGAAACUGAUAUUAAUUGAAAUAUGCUAUGCUCAUUUCAACUAUGAAAAUGAAAUCUAACCUAGUAGAAAUCUACUUGGGGCACUCAAUCUUUUCCUAUGUUUCACUGAUGUGAUGUGUUUUAUGAUUUAUGUCUGAAGAAUGUCCACCAUGAGUGCCAUGACAAAUACUAAAUACUAAAAACAUUAUUGGAAACUAUGCACUCGGCUUCAUUUUCAUAGCAUCCCUUUUUAAUAUAAAUAUAAUAUAUAUAUAUAGUUCCACUCUUUGGAAUACUCCUCCAUAAACUUACAUUGACUCAAUGAUUAACGGUUGAGCAUAAUUGUCUGCAUGAAAAGAUAAUAUAAAAUUAGAGAAUAAAGUUCAACUUAUAAGUAUAAGGAUUGCAUUGAAAUCACAUUUAUCGGGAAAAUCCAAACAUCUGUUAUUUUUAGUGUGUUUUUCAUUGCGUUGUUAAUACUGCAAAUAAAAUUAAAAUUAAUUGGAUCUAAAUAAAUACGCAAAUGACAUCAUAGCCUAUUUUAGCCACAGCGCUAAGUUUCUUGUAUUUAAUAACCGCGGGUGGCAGAUUUGAUAAUUUAUUUUUCCCUUUUAAAAAGUAAAAUUCAUAAAUAUAAAUUAUUGCUUUUUUUAAAUUGCUAAAAUUUACUAAAAUUAAAUACAACUUUAGCUUUUUAUUUUUAACAUUUAAUAAGUUUUUACUUUUUAUUCAUUCCAAAAAUAUGCUUUUCCUUUUAUGAAAUUUAUAAGGUAGUAAAAACUUAACCUUUAAAUAAACUUUUAAUGAGAAAAUGGCGUUUAAUUCAAUUAAUGCAGUGAAACUACAUAGCCAAAUAUUAUUCAAAUGGUAAUGCACUUAUUAUUCAUCCAAAUAAGAACAAAGCAAAAUACGAUACUUUCAUUUGUCCAAGGCAGCACAAGAUACGCCUCAGAAUGAAUUGGAUAAACAAUUAACAUUCUUAGGUACAUAUAUAUCCGGGGUAGGAAAUAGGGUGUGUACAUUUUUACCUGGAUGACAAUAUAUUUAAAUCCAAUGAUAUUACAGUUGUGAAAAAUAGAUGCUAUACUGGUAUUCUCAUUUUAAAAAUGAACAUAUGUUUACCAAUUAAGAAAAUCAAUGACUUUAACAAACGUAAGUACAUUUACAUAGUUAUACCCAUAAAUAUCAUCAUUUUACAAUCAUUUUACACGAUAGAGAUGGUUUAAGAUUUUCUCAGACAGAUAGAUGACAGACAGACAUACAGGCAGGCAGACGGAUGGACGAGCAGACUGGCAGAUGGAUGGACAAACAGACUGAUUAGAUUGGAUAGAUAGAUUAGAUAGAUAGAUAGAUUGGAUAGAUAGAUUGGAUAGAUAGAUAGAUUAGAUAAUUAGAUAGAUAGAUAGAUAAGAUUGAUAGUUAGAUAGAUUAGAUAGAUAGAUAGACAGACAGACAGAUAGAUAGAUGAUAGACAGGCAGACAGAUAGAACGCCUCCUUGAAUAGUUGCGCAAAAGAUGUCUUUUAUUCGGUAAACUAUAUCUAUACAUAUAAAAAAAUUAAUGUAUGUAUGUUCCGUAAACACUACUAUACCAUUCAUCUGAUUGUGAUAAAACUUUUGUGAGUUGUUGUACACACUCCCGCAAAUUUUUCUGAAUUAUUACAAACAUUUUACAAUAUUCCGUUUUGGGCCGGGGGCCCUAAAUUUUUUUUUUUUAAUGAACUUAACAUAAUUUCUGUAUGUGUUCCUAUACCAUUCAUUCGAUUGAAAUAAAACUUGCGUAAGUUGUUGUGCACAGGCCCGCAAAGGUUUCUGAAUUAGUUUAUCCAUUUUGAAAUAUUUCUUUUGGGGCCAUGGGCCCUAAAUUUUUGUUUUUUUUAAAGAGCUAUACAAAUAUAAUUUUAAACAGAGCUAUUGCAUGGAUGGAUGGAAUUAAUUCAAAUAUAAGUGACAUUUCAGUUUGUGUGUGACAUAAUAAGUAGAUUUCUGAAUUAGUACAAACAUUUUACAAUUUUGCGUUUGGCGCCGGGGGCCUUAAUUUUUUAUAUUUCUUUAUUAUGUGAGCUAUAUAUAUAUAUAAUAAAUAAUAAUAAUAAAGUUCAUUUCAAAAUCACGCUUCAUUCCCAAACGCUCGAAGCGCGGUACAAAGUCAACAAAAUCAAAUCUAUAAUUUACCACAUUUAUAACAAACGCAACACUACAAAAACUAAUGUCAAACAGGGCUAUUGCGUGGGUGGAUCAUUCGCUACACUACAAGUGUGUAGUGCAUGAAUUGGACUAAAUUUUUAAAAUCCAUGCUUCUCACGUGGACAGCUGUAUGUUGCCUGCUUACGCAUCCAAAAAACCUUCUAAUUUAUUCGUGUACGCACCAGACGGAAAAAACAAAAAAUAUUUUCUAUUUAAAAAUUAGUCCAAAAACGUUAUAAAACACAAACUUAUUCUUUCUUUGAGUGGCAUUGCAACGCAUGCCGAGGUCUCGCUAGUAUUUAUAAUCGUUGACUAUUAUUAUUAUACUGUGUAUACUGUACUAAUUAUACUCUACAGUAUUAAAUCCAUUGAUCUUUUCUAAUUAUAAUUCUAUGAUUAUUAAAUUAAUGAAAAAUUCUCUGGCAUUAUGGGGUACCAGGAAAACUGGUCAGGAUCAUUCAGAGUCAGAGUUCUUAUGAAGAAAUGACAUGCAGGCUGGUACAUGAAAGUAGACUCACAGAUUGGAUAGUGCAAACAAGAUGUAUAUUGUCCCCUUUCUAUUCAUCCUUACCAUUAACUGGAUAAUAAAAGAAUCCACAGACAAAAAUGGAAAUGGGAAUAGUCCCCUUUCUAUUCAUCCUUACCAUUAACGGGAUAAUAAAAGAAUCCACAGACAAAAAUGGAAAUGGGAUACAGUAGAAACCAUGGGGAAAAAAUGAAUGACCUAGAUUUUUCAGGUGAUGUUGCACUUCUGUUCCACAACCAACAAUGAAAGCAGAAAAGGACAAGAGAUGUGACAAGAGCCACAAUUUCAGCCACAGCUUGGACUCAACAUAGAGGCAAACAAAGAUCAUGAAGGUAAACUCAACCUACCAAGAGCAAAUCUCUCUGGCUAGAAAAGCACUAGAAGAAGUGGAGGCUUUCACAUACUUAGGCAGCACCUUUGACAUAAAUGGUGGAUCCAAAGCUGAUGUUAGGGCUAGAAUUGGAAAAGCUCAGUCAGCUUUUGAGCCACCUGUACUGAAGAAAAUAUGGGAGUCAAAGGAGCUGAGUCUGCAAACUUAAGUCAGAAUUUUCAUCACAAAUGUCAAACGAAUCCUAAUCUAUGGAACCAAAACUUCAACACAGUCACAGAAAAAUUACACAAACACUUGCUUUAGAAAGAUCCUGAACAUAAAAUGGACAAAUAUCACCAACAAAGACUUAAUGGAAACACAUACCAAGAGCCUGUUACUGAAGACAUCAUAAGGAAAAGAUGAAGGUGGAUAGGGCACACUCCUUGUAAACCGCUAGAAAAUGUAACCAGAUGUUUUAACAGGGAAUCUGCAGACACACAAAGUAUGGGAUACACUUGGAAGCAACUAGAAAGAAAAGCACAGGACCAAGAUUAAUGGAAAGAAAACAUUGGACCAAGAUGAAUGGACAAUGCUUGUAGAUGGUUUCUGCCCCAGGCUUGCUAAAAGGCAUAAGUCUAAAGAAAUACUGAAAGAGGAUUCCAAAUUUGGCACAAUACGACCAAAAAGUUGCCAACCCUUGUGUUUAAGACAUUUUGGCAUUUAUUUACAUCAUAUUUACCCAAAAGUACUUAUAAAAUAAUAAUAAUAAUAAUAAAGUUCAUUUCAAAAACACGCUUCAUCCCCAAAGGCUCGAAGGGCGGUACAAAGUCAACAAGAAACAAAUCUAUAAUUUACCACAUUUAAAACAAACACAACACUACAAAAACUAAUUACAAGCAUACAAUGACAAACUCUUUCUAGCCAUUUCAACCAUAAGCAACACAGCCAUUAUGCAUUAAUUGGAAAAUAAGGUAGACAAUCAUCCCAGAAGGUGUUUGCGAAAUAGACGUGUCUUUAAAUCGGUUUUAAAGGACUCCAGUGUCUGGUUGUUUCUGAGAUCGACAGGAAGGGCGUUCCAAAUUGUUGGACCAGCAAAUGUGAAAGUGCGCUUUCCGUAAGUCUCAAGGCAAACACGUGGUGUCGAGAGUUUGCCACUAUCGGAUGAGCAGAGCUCUCUAGUGGGUACAUAAGGCAUCAGCAGCUCUUUCAGAUAGGACGGCGCCAGGUCAUUUAAGCAGCGGUAGCACAAAGUCGCGAUUUUGUACUCUAUGCGAGCACGCACCAGCAGCCAGUGCAACUCUCUCAGAAGUGUUUUUGCAUGGUUGAACUUGCGUUUGCGGAGAACAAUGCGAGCCGCAUUAUUCUGUGCUAUUUGAAUUUUAUCCAGGAGUGUAGCUGGAAGACCCACCAUGAGAGCAUUGCAAUAGUCCAUGCGUGAUAGCACAAAUGCAGACAUCAGCCUCUUUGUUGCAUCAAGUGUUAGGAAGGGCCUGAUGUGACUAAUCCUGCGCAGCUCCAGAAAAAUCGCCUUGCAUAGCAUGUUAAUAUGACUUUCAAAAGUUAGUCUUCUAUCUAGGUAGACACCCAGGUACCGCACCGUUUGAGCAGCUCAGUCUUAUCAUCAUUUAAUUUGAGCUUGUUUAUGGUCAUCCAGUGCAUAACCGACUCCAUUGUCUUCCGUGUCAUACUGAGCAGCUGAGGGAACUGAGAAGGGAUCACGGAUUGAUGAAGUUUUGUAUCGUCUGCGAACAUGUGAUACAACAUGUCAAACUGUCUGAUCUCUGCACUCAGGGGCUGAAUGUACAUCGUGAAAAUCACCGGGCCUAGGACUGAGCCCUGGGGUACUCCGAAUUCGAAAUUAGAUUUCUUCGAGGUCAAGCCGUUUGAAAUAACUGACUGGACCCGAUUAGUCAGAUACGAUCGGAACCAACAUAUUGAGAUGUUAACAAAUUAGGCACUUAUAUUUAUGUCAUUAUAUGGCACUUGGAAUAAAUUAUGAGGUAUCUCUCUCAAUUUAUAGGUGCGUAGGGGAAUUAAAAGUGUACAUUGAUUUUGAUAGUUGUCACAAGAAGUUGUUUAUUCAUUAUUUUUCUCUGUUAUUUCAGAAAGGCAGUGGGGAUACUAUUGGUAUUGAAGAAAGAAGAGCAACCCAUCAAAAGCUUGAGCAGUGGUUAAAUAAAAGUAUGAGGAUAAAAAUGACUGAUGGAAGAACUCUUAUAGGUGAGAGUUAGUGUUAUCAAAGAAGCAUUCAUUUAAUCAAAACUGAAGUAUGGUAUCUUUAAACCUAAUUAUUAAAAAAUAUUCUUCUUACUGUAAAAAUGGAAAGAACAAACAUAUAUUUAUAGUGUACUGGUGAUUGGGUUACUGAUAAAUUGCUAUUCAUAUAUUUUUAAAAAGGUAAUCUUAUCCUUUAAGUUGUGCUUUUUUUUCUGGACUGGGCCAAUAUAAAGUGGUAUAUUCUUGCUCCUCAGUGAGAAAAACAUUUGUAAUACAAAUAUUCUAUAAAAUAUUCUUUUGCUUAACCGAAAUGUUAAGAUUUUUAAAAAUCUUGUAUUAAUUAAUAUGUUCUUUCAGGCACAUUUUUGUGCACUGACUGUGACUGCAACAUCAUAAUGGGAUCUUGCGAAGAGUAUUUGAAAUCUCCAGGUAAUAUUUUCAUUAUUUUUCAAUUUGAUCAUAGAGGAAGGAAACUGUGAAUGAGAAAUAAUCACAUGAAAAAAAUCAUUCUCAAAGUAAAAUUUAAUUUUACGAGUUCAUAAAAUGAAAGAAGUUAUGGAAAUGAGCACGAUUCAGAAUUUAUUUACUUUCACUGUUCCAGAUCUUGAUCCAAGAGAAGAUCCUCGCAUAUUAGGACUUGCUAUGAUACCUGGAAAACAUGUGGUAACCAUUGAAAUUGACGAGUCAGUUAUAGGAGAUGAAGGUUUGUCAUGAAAAUGUUUUUAGUUAUGUACAUAAACCCUGCACAUGUCAAUUACAGCAAUUUGAGUAAUUAUAUGUAUCUGGUCAUAUUAAAUUUUGUAUUAAUGUACUAUCAUUGGUUCUUUUCAGUUUCAAUACCAAAACAUUUCCAGGCAAAAGAUUUAAAGUUUUGAAGGAUGUUCUUUUGCCUGAAGGAGAAUGUUUUGUUUUGCUAAAAUUAAAGACUUAUUUUUGACCUUUUGUUUUCAAACCAUUGGAUUUUUAUUUUAAAUUUAACUAUUUUUACAGAAGAAUCAGAAAGUACAAGAAACAACAGUAAUGAAACAAACAGCAGUGGAUUAGAUAAUGCAAUAGAUGGUGAAAAGAUUAUAAAUGUUCAACAUAUUUCAAUGAAUCCAUCAUGAUAAUCGUUUUCUUCUUUAUUAAUGUGACAGAUUUUUUUAUAAUGUGGCUCUAUUUGUAAUAGUCUGUUAUUAAGUGUUAUAUGGUCAAGCAGUCAAAAAGGUACCUGGUAUGCUUAAAUUUGGUGCAAGAAGCUUGAUUGAGUCAAAGUUGAAACCAGUUGAAACCAGGAGUACAUGUUUGAGUUAACAAGAUGAUUAUUUGAAAUUUGCCCAACUUAAGUCUUAGGUGCUUUAAAAAACUGAACAUAAGAACCACCCAAUCUUGCUUUAUCACUACCUCUGGAUACCUUUAAUGGAUGCCCCAGUGGUCUCUGAUUAUUUUGAACUAUCUAUCUUCCUUAGAGCAUUGAGCAUAUAUAUAAUUUAUAGACACCAUAUCUCAUACCUCGUAAUUUCAAUAACUGAUCAUUUUACAAGUCUCAAAUCAACACCGAGUUCUUUCGACAUUAAUUAGACCUUUGCAUUGUUUUUAGCUCAUUAUUUAUUACCACUGCAUUUUCCAAACUGAAAUUAAAAAAAUUUGAAGAUGAU